Messenger RNA from Miscanthus lutarioriparius, 564 nucleotides. NCBI's taxonomy places the organism in Eukaryota, Viridiplantae, Streptophyta, Magnoliopsida, Poales, Poaceae. The record is from the annotation of a GenBank genome assembly.
AUGCCGCGCCUCCGCCUCCGCCUCCCUCUGGUCCUCCUCCUCCCAAUAGCCCUCACCAUCCUGCUCUUCCUCUUCUUCCCAUCUUCCCCCCGCCCGCGCUCGCCCCAGCCGCAGCCGCUGCCGCUCCUCUGCGGCGCCGCGCUCUCCGAUGCCGCCGACGGCCGGUGGGUGCCGACCCCGUCCCUCGCGCUGCCGCCACUAUAUUCUCCGUCCUGCCCCUUCCACCGCAAUGCCUGGAACUGCCUCCGCAACGGCCGCCCCCAGCUCGCGGCACUCUCCUGGGCGCCCACCCGCUGCGGCGGCGCCGUCGUCCCGAGGAUCGACGCCGCGGGGUUCCUGGCCGCGGCCAGGGGGCGACGGAUUGGGCUCGUGGGGGACUCACUGUCUGAGAACCUCAUUGUCGCGCUCCUCUGCGCGCUCCGCUCGGCGGACGACGGCGCCCGCAAGUGGAAGCGGCGUGGCGCGUGGCGCGGAGGGUACUUCCCCAAGGAGGACGUCGUCGUCGCUUACCACCGCGCCGUCCUGCUCGCCAAGUACACGUCAGUGAGUGCUUUAUGCUGCUGA